AUGUCUGGAAAGACACGUACUCUACUGGAAGCGAUGUUUAAUGUGUUUAAUAUGAAUAGUGAAAAUUCUUUUAUGGAGCUUGUGAUGAUAAUACCAUUUAUACUUGAACGCUUUUUAAAACUUUGUCAUAUAAAGGUGGAGACUUUGAAUAAUUGGCUUACAACAUCUAGGAUAAGACAAAAUUCGGCAGUAUCAAAAUUAUGUAUGUGUUGGAUAAUUGAAGCUAAGGCACUAAAACUUGUAUUCUCAAUUACUAUAACAGAAAAUAUUUACCAGAAAUUGCAGGAAUAUCCUAAAAGAGAACAUGAUAUGCUUAUACAG
Messenger RNA from Funneliformis geosporum, 321 nucleotides. The record is from the annotation of a GenBank genome assembly. Lineage: Eukaryota; Fungi; Glomeromycota; Glomeromycetes; Glomerales; Glomeraceae.